Messenger RNA from Mytilinidion resinicola, 2368 nucleotides. RefSeq lists its product as uncharacterized. The record is from RefSeq and is a predicted model, not a curated record. NCBI's taxonomy places the organism in Eukaryota, Fungi, Ascomycota, Dothideomycetes, Mytilinidiales, Mytilinidiaceae. The transcript has 11 exons. Bases 1 to 2106 code for a protein of 701 amino acids.
AUGGCUCUCAUGCUAGCACCUUACAACGAAGCCAUGCGACUGGGCAUGGGCUUCAACAGCUAUACCCAGCAGCUAUGUGUCAACGACGUUGUGCAAAAGCCUGGCGGUAUCAAAGGAUCCGAAAGGGACCUACGAUCCGAUGGCCAGUCAUCCGUUAGCCAAGUCGUGAGCUGGGAAGCUGGAUUUGUGGACAACAUGAGCGAAGUUAUCAACUCCUUGAACAUUAGCGGCGCGUUGGAGAUUACUGUCGCUGCUCUUGGCGGUGGUGCCGGCGGCCACGGCAACUACAUCGAUAACUCGACCUUCAAGCAAGCCGACGCCAAGUACAAUAUUACCGUCAAGGUCACGAACCAGAAACUCAUUGCCAAUGAGAUUACCCAAUUCGUCCCCAUCCCCAACGUGCCCGAGUCGAAGUUCAGCGAAGUAUACGGAGACUCUUUCAUCUCUGGAUUCAUUGAAGGAGGUGUUUUCAAUGCUGUGGUCACGAAAACCAAGAUUGACAAGACUAAGACGAAAGAGUACGGCGGUGGACUUAGCAUAGAGAUGGACUUGAAGGUUGCCAAAGUCAAAGGUUCUGCGGAAGGUUCAAAGACUGACACGACUAAUGAGCAAGAAUACAGCACAGAAAUCAAGUUAAACUGGUCUGGAGGUGGAGAUAUCAAGCCCGAUGACGUAAAGGAGUGGGAUAUCCCUGCUCUGACGCGAGUUGCCAUGGAGUUCCCAGACAACGUUGCAGCAUGUCCGCAAAGAACAUAUGCGAUCCUUACCAAAUAUUCCUCACUACGGAGCUUCCACGAGCAAAUGGUCAAAGGCUCUCCGCUAGACUACGAGAAUGCUGGUAUUUAUACAUCCUCGCUGCUCGAUGCCUACAUGGAUUACAAAUCCAUGUGGAAGGAAAUCGCCGAAAUUAUAUAUGAGCAGGAGAAGGGGCAGUCAAAAUACCACCCUCGAAAAUCAGACGACAAUCUGAUUACCUACGGAAAGAACUUCCAGGAAGACUAUGAUCUGCGCACCAAGGCCUUCGAGGAGGAGUCGAAAACGGCUCUUGCGCGACCAGGAGCAUACGCAGGUAUCGUUCUUGAGAAGCCUCUGCCACCAAAUGAGCUCCAGCCCUACAUCCCCGAUAUCUUCGGACUGGACAAAGCUCGGCGUGACUGUAGGUUUGAGAUGAUCAAGAUCGUCCGUGAGGUCGGCGAGGUCUCGAACAAUCCCAAGGUAGCAACGGAUCCGUAUCGCAAUUGGCGGUAUCUAAGCCCAAACAUAUUCAAGCGGCUUCUUCCAACUCCGAAAACAGCAGAGGAGAUCGAAGCGGACAGAAUUAAGACAAAAGAGGAAAUGGAAGCGGAGAGACUCAAGAACGAAGAAGAGAUUAAGAAAGUGAAAGAUGACCUCCAAGCUCAGAUUCAGGGCUAUGCCAAAGAGAACGACACGCUCAAAAAGCAACUGACUGAACGAGAAGAGGAGCAGAAGCGGAUCCAGGAAGAUGCAGAGAAACAAAAGGAAGUGCAUGCUACUAAUGAAACCGAAGCUCAGUCUCAACGCGAAGCAUACGAGAACCAAGUCCAGCAAGCCAAAGCCGAAGCUGCCGAACUCAAGAAGCUGAAAGAAGACGUCGAGAAGCAGCUCCAGGAGAAAGCAGAAGCUGAGAAGAAGCUCCAGGAGCACGACAGCCAAACUCAAGCCCAGCUUCAAGAAGUGUCUGAGCGAAAAGUGGCCGCCGAGCAGGCGAUCGAAUCCCUACAGCGCGGUAUUCAAGAGAAAGAUGGCAAAAUACGGGAGUAUGGCGAGCUGGCGCAACGGGAGAGCGCGAGAGCGGAGUCCGUCACGCAAGAGCUUAACCGACUAAGGGAAGCGGCGCAGCAAGGUCCGGCUAUCACGCUCCACUCAAUCAUCUGGGCCAACCAGCAGCUUAUCGGCAAUGGCGGAGUGGAACAAAAGGUGCGCCAGUUUAUAGAGAAUCGCUGGGGCUUCACAUUCGACAACGACUUCUUUGGCUGCGAUCCGACGCCGGGCCGGGAGAAGGCCGGAAGCAUUGUCUACUGUCGUAGAGGAGAGAGCGUCAAGAGCGUUGUUGGCAGCGAGCACCAGGGGUCAGCGUUCUACUAGGUGUAUUUCCAUGUUUCUCUUUCCUUUCCUGAACAUGUUAGCUUGCUUGUAUUGUAGGUCUUCUGUCACUCUAAUUUCACGUCUUGUUUUUCGGCUAGCUCUAGUAAUUUCCAAUAGGGUGUAUCCGGUUGAUCGAUCUCCAAUUUCUACAAUUCUGCAGACCUCAAGAAGCUGCUACAGUAACUGGCAUUUCCGUGUACUCAAAGUCCCAAAUUAAUAACCUAGUGUCGUGCGGUGGCGACGCCGCAAGAACAAAUCGUCC